Messenger RNA from Ostertagia ostertagi, 237 nucleotides. Lineage: Eukaryota; Metazoa; Nematoda; Chromadorea; Rhabditida; Trichostrongylidae. The record is from the annotation of a GenBank genome assembly.
AUGGCAAGAAAUGUCGAGGUGUGGUGGAGAUUCCCGUCUGUCGUGGAUACUGCAAGACGUCUGAGAGGGCCUAUAGUUUCUUCAUCGGUGUCUAGACCGUUCGCCUGUGCUUUGAUUGUCACCGGUAUCGAGGUAGUUCCGCUGACGGACUGCGACGAAGGCGCAGACGAUUCGAUCAAAUCCGUCUCGAUCCCUACAGGCAAUAAAUGUGGCUGCAAGAAGUUUCCUUUCAACUGA